Vicia villosa (hairy vetch) is the source of this 3254-nucleotide messenger RNA. RefSeq lists its product as uncharacterized. Gene Ontology annotation, molecular function: protein binding. The transcript is spliced from 9 exons. The record is from RefSeq and is a predicted model, not a curated record. NCBI's taxonomy places the organism in Eukaryota, Viridiplantae, Streptophyta, Magnoliopsida, Fabales, Fabaceae. Bases 172 to 2697 code for a protein of 841 amino acids.
CUCCCCCAAAAAUCCGAACCUUCACCACACCAAAACAAUAACCAAACCAAACCAAGAGAGAGAAAAUCACUUCCUUUCUAGAGAGAGAAAAAACCAAAGCAGAAAGAACCAAACCAAACUGAUUCUCUCUCUAGUGAGAGAAAGUACUGAAUAAUUUCUAGAGAGAGAAAAAUGGUUCAGGUCGCCAAACGGAAGAAAGGAAGGCCGUCGAAGGCGGAUCUAGCUCGCCGCGCCGCCGAAGCUCAAGCCUCCGCAACGGAAUCCGAUUCCCGCCGUAGUCUCCGCCGCAAGAACGUGAGGUACAACAUAAUCGACUACGACGGCGAUUACAUCGACGACGAGGAAGAUGAGAGGAGAAGAGAGAAGAAGAAGCUCAAAUUGAUGACGAAGCUGCACCAAGGGGAACAAGAGCAAGAAUUGGAAGAUCACGCACCAAUGGAAGAUGAAGAAGAGUGCAAUGAAAUUGAAGGAGAAGUUGAGAAUGAAGAAGAAGAGGAAAAAGAAAAGCAUGAAGAAGACGCUGUGAUAAAGGGAACAAAAGUGGAUUCAAAAGGGCUCCACUCAAUUUCUGUUUCAGGAACUCCGGUGAAUUAUACACAUGGGAUUCCAUUGCCCGAUAGGAAGAUAUUGGAAUUGAUACUCGACAAGCUUCAGAAGAAGGACAUAUAUGGCGUGUUUGCAGAGCCUGUUGAUCCGGAAGAGCUUCCUGAUUAUCACGAUGUGAUUGAGCAUCCCAUGGAUUUCGCCACCGCGAGGAAGAAGUUGGCGACUGGAUCUUAUCCUACCUUAGAACAAUUUGAGAGUGAUAUAUUUUUAAUUUGCUCAAACGCAAUGCAAUAUAAUGCACCGGAGACCGUAUACCACAGACAGGCACGAACAAUACAAGAACUUGGCCGGAAGAAGUUUGAAAAGUUAAGGAUUAAAUUCGAACGUACACAGGUUGAGCCAAAAUCAGAACAGAAAACCCAGUCUAAUUCUUCGGUUAAGAAGUCAUUGAAAAAGCCACCAGGUUGGGCCUCACAAGAAUCUGUUGGCUUUGAUUCAUCCUAUGGAGAUGUACAACCAGCUUCCUAUCCAAUGCAAGGUGGUAGUAGCUGUGAGAGGCCUGGCACCAUUGAUGGUAUUCUGGAGGCAAAUGCUUUCUUUAUUGAUGCAAAUCAAGAUAAAGCUGAAGAUGUUUUGUCAGGGAAGAAUAUUCUCUCUAAGAUGGGAAGGAAGUCAUUUGUGCUUGACGAGAAUCGUCGUGGAUCUUAUAAUAUAUCUAAUCAACUAAUCAAUAGACCAGAUUCAACGUAUAUGACCUUUGAGAGUGGAAUGAGACAGCUGGUCACUGUUGGCGUCCAUGCUGAAUAUUCUUAUACUAGGAGUUUGGCUCGUUUUAGUGCAUCUCUAGGACCUGUUGUUUGGAAAAUUGCUUCCCACAGGAUUCAACAGGCACUUCCCGCCGACUGUAAAUUUGGCCGUGGCUGGGUUGGAGAGUAUGAACCGAUUCCAACCCCAAUAUUUAUGCUCACUAAUCAUCUACAGAAGGAAACUAGUUUGAUUACAAAGUCGCACGGUGAUAAAAAUUGUAAGGACGUGGAGCCCAAAACUGAACAUCCUGUUAAUGGAUGGAUGGUUGAGGGAAAGCAUUUUUCAGGUCCUGCAAGUGGGCCUGCAUUUGAAGGAAAUCCUUCUAUUGGUUCUGCUGGAGUGAAGCCCAAUGCUUCUCCUCCUAACAUCCCAAAUCAGCAGAAUUCCCAUUGUAGGAAUUUAGGCGUACCCGAGAAUAAGAGUUUGAAGAAAGGGGAGCCGGAAUCUUUACCCUCAAGUAAUCAAAAUAAUUCCAGUCUAGUUGCUAAGUUUGGAAGUAAUACUCCUACAACAGAGUCUAAGACCAAAGAGAUGGCGCCUAGGAACUUGAAUACUUUGCCAUCUAAAACUUUCAAGCCAGAUACUAAUGAAGUUGUCAGUGGAGAAUUGCCUGAUGGAAAAGUGAUGAAUACAAGCUUGAAUGAUCGAUCAACUAUUCCAUCAUCAGAUAGUACCUCAAACCAAACAAUCAGAGGAGCUCCUUUUCUUUUCCGUGGGCAGGAGCAGGGUCUCAGUGACUCAGUUAAGUCAAUGAGAAUGUUGACAGAAGAGGCUCAAAAGCCACAGACUUCUCAUCAUUCACCAGUUGAUACUCUUCCGCAAAUACCAUCAGGUCCAUCUGCACAAAGAGAUGCCUCAGGCAAUGCUUCAGCAGCAGCUGCUCAAACAUGGAUGUCUGCAGGGGCAGGACAGUUUAAACUAGGACCCGAGAGUUCUGGUUCAUCCAAAAAGCAGAUUUCUGCAGAUUCUCUUCACAACUCUACAAGAGAGUUCCAUCAGCAUAUUUCACGAAUUCAGGGAGAGUUUCCUUCUGGUGGAACGUCUCUCCAGUCUAAUAAGAACAAUUUUCUAUUUCAUUCACCUAGACCUCAAUCUAGUCACGUAGGUGCCGUUUCACAGGUCCCUAACCGACCUAUGAUUUUCCCUCAAUCAACAUCCGCGGACCAAUCUAGAUUUCAAAUGCAGGCAUCUUGGCAAGGUUCCAGUCCUCAAAGCCAACCAAGGCAGAAACAGGAAACUCUUCCGCCUGACUUGAAUAUUGAUUGUCAAUCUCCAGGCUCACCUGCAAAACAAUCUUCUGGUGUUGUUGAUUCACAGCAACCAGACCUAGCUUUGCAACUAUGAGGACUCAUUUCAUUUGUAUCAUGGUUUGGAUGUUUCGACUGGAAUCGGACUGGUGGGAUUUGCAGCUCCUGUUAUCGGAUGCUGAAUUUUGAUCCUAAAAGGCUUGAUUAAAUGUGAGAAAGCAAAGAGUUUGCCUGAGUUGGGAUUUGGCACAAGAUGGUCCUAAAGCAAAGUGAGUUUGAAAGUUCAGAAAACCUUGGUGGACACGUAUAAAAAUAACUUAACGACUUGCCAUCUCUUCCAAAUCACCGACUCUGGGCAGCAAUAUCCGUGGCCACUCCCCGAAGAUUAAGCCGUAGCAAAACCUUCCCGUCAAUUGAUUAUGAUCAGCAGGUAGAAGGCAAAGACAUGUUGUUGAUGCCUUGUAUAUUGUAUACUAAUUGAUGAAACUCGGUUGCCUAGAUAUUUCUUUCAUUUGAUUUGAUGAUUAGUACUUUGUACUACUGCUACAUCUGUAUUAGAAUUGGUGGUAGUUCAUCAUCAUAAUUAUGUUAUUAAUUUGUACAUUUGAUUUAGAUGUUACUAAUGUAAAACCAUUGUAUGCUUCCUUUGUCUAA